This is a messenger RNA of Didymodactylos carnosus, 282 nucleotides long. Lineage: Eukaryota; Metazoa; Rotifera; Eurotatoria; Philodinida; Philodinidae. The record is from the annotation of a GenBank genome assembly.
AUGACUGAUUCUUGGCUAAUUCCAGCUACAUAUAGAGGACGAUACAAUGAAUUUGGAACAAUCGUCGAAACAGUGUCCGAAGAAAUGUUCGGAGCGAUGAGCGAACAAUAUUGCAAUAACAAUAUUGCGAAUAUUGAAGGAACCAUUAAUGCUCCGAAUAAUGCAAGCAACGUUGCGACUGAUGAUGGAACAAUACUCGGAGAGGUGAGCGGUGCAAACAAUAUUGCGAAUAUUGAAGGAACCAUUAAUGCUACGAAUGAUGCAAGCAAUGUAGCAGACUGA